CUGCAAGGAUCCAGUCGAGCCAGUGAGCCACGGUCUAGGGAGCCCAGCAGUCAGGGAUACGUUACUCGCCAGUGCUUGCCCUUUCUCAAAAAAGUCCUGUACAGAAGACUCAAGAGAUCCUGGCUCAAGCUGUUGCGAAUCAGAAACACUGUACGGACUGUCUCAUCCUCACUACUGUUUCUGCCCUCGAAGCGACUCACACCUGUUUGCACCCUGCGAAACUGGUCCUAAUCCUGUUACCCUUGAUCCCCCGUUGGCCAACUUGCCUUGUCGCUGCACCUGUCAACCGCCAGAACUGCGGACUGCCCCUUUGGGCCCCUCGAAAGACCGACUCAGCGCACCUGAACUUCGUUUUCAGUCUUCUUUCGCCAAAAGACCACAUUGAUACCUGCGUUCGACGACAGCAUCGCUCCCGUUAUACGCCUGGGAGAUUGAAUCACUCGCCGAUUCGUCCAUCACACCACCCGCCGCCCCCUUGCGAACCUCCAAUAGACACCAGAAGCCUACAGUCUUCAGUCACAGACGUACCCAUUCUACCACGUUUAGACGCGACAUAUACAUUGCGCAGAGGCAAUCUUCAAAGGGACAAAAACAAAGAAAGAGACGUUGCUCCAAAUCAUGGCUGGUUGAUAAGCGCCAUGUUCUGGUCCGAAGCGAAACCCAGAGUUAUAGACUGUUCAGAACAGGCGUUUCGGCCCUUUCGCGAAAGUCCAUAUACACGACACUACGACAUCUCUUGAGGCAGUUCUACAUUGGAGCUUAAAGGGCGAUUAUCCUGUUCAAGAGGUGGAAUUAGCAGGCACGACGAACUGCGGAACAAACACUACACCGAGGCGAUUUUAUUCUCAUCCGGGCCAACUCUGCAUCUUGUCCACAGCCCCUUGAUUCGUCCAUCUCCUGUUCAGCUGGACACGGGACAGCUGCAGGUACAAGCUGCAUGCCUUGCAUUGUCGGCAAGACUGCAGACCGUUAGAAGAUUAUCUGUGCAGCUGCAGUGUAUCCCCCAAACACCAAAACUCGACAACGGCCGUGGAUCGCCCACAUUUGACAUCCAUGUACAGCCUGGGCGACAAGCAUCACCCCAGUAUCUGAUCGGUGUCAUACAAUCAGUAUACUGUCAAAGAUAAUGAGCUCAGCCGCGGCACCUGCCACGUAUUACAGGAGAACCUCGAGGUCUGAUUCAGCGUCCUCCUCGUCGCAAACCAUCAGAAAGUCCGCCUCCGUCUCUGUAAGACCGGGCCGAAAUGCCCAGUUGAAAGGAAGGUCGAAAAGCCCGGAUCGCAUACUGCCUAGUACGACAUACUUUCGCUUCGAGAGGAGUCGGUCGCAAAGUCGACCUGAGAACAAAUUUGACCCCAAAUCUUUGGGGCCGAAUCUGAACAUCAACCGCUGGUCACAUUCGACUUCAUCUAGUGUCUCUGCCAUUGAUACUGAAGCUGUUCGUGUAAAAGCAAACACUUCGCGACGAAGGAGUAUAGAACCGUCGCUGAUGUCUUCGAUUGUGGCAGCGGGAAGGCUAGAACCUCCGCAAAUAUCGAUGAGAUCUUACAGCCAAAGUCCUCAUAGGAAACAGGAUUCAGGACAUCUUCAGGUCGACCGCAUCUAUGCUACUCGAGAUGUGAGUCCCGGUGCGGCUUCUCCUCUCACACCCACUUCUAUGUUCAAUCCAAGCGCCAGUGAAUUCUUCGGAGAGACUUGGCAGAGUAAAAGAAUUGGCAAACCUGGAGAGCCCGUCGCAAUGUCUGUACAUUAUCUGAAGACCGGGACCCCGGGCGCCAAACCCAUGGACAAUAUCGCCUCACAGUAUAUCGCGCAACCUGUCCGGCCCAGUACGCAAGAGAGAAGUCUCGAAGCCAUUGCACAGGAUGAAACGAACGAGGCUGCAGCAUCCAGUGGACCGGCACGUGGACGAAGUCAUCGGAGUCCUACCCAGAAGACCAUGCUGUCCAAAGCGCUUGCAAAAGCAAACACUGCCGUGCUUCUGGACAACGCUCAGAACAUAGAAGGCGCCCUAGAGGCAUACGCCGAGGCUUGUGACCUUUUGCAGCAAGUCUUGGUUCGGAGUUCAGACCUGGAUGACAGAAAGAAGCUAUCAGCCAUCAGAAGUACCUAUUCCAAUCGGAUAGCGGAACUUCAUGAUUUGGACGACUCCUUCUCGGGCCUGAUGGAGAAAGCACUGCCCGAAGAUCCUCCAUUGGACGACGGCAACCAUUCAUUUUUCACAAGCGACGGUAACGAACCAGAUACAACUGGGGUGUUGGAAUCGGUGCAAAUACCUCCUCGGGGGGAAUCGUUGCUACCUGAAAUCUUUGGUGGAGAAACCUACCUCAGUGAAGCGUCCCGCAAAAGGCUACAAGUCCCCAGUCUUGCUGUUCCCAUGGACACUCAAUAUAUGCCACCUCCACUUUCUCCUAGGAGGCCACUGUCUUUGUCUUCUGAUAGAGAUACGAGUACCCCGCUGGCGACCAUGAGACCUGAUGAUGUGGUGAAAAGCAUCCUCCACGCACGAGAGGGGAGUACGGAAUCUACUUCGUGGUUGGACACUUUUGAGGACGGCGACUCUUCGUCUAGGUCUUCUCGGUUGUCGUCAAUUGAUCUUGGAAUCGAUCAGAAUCAGAAUCUUGUCGACGAGAUUGAAGCAGAAUUUGAUGCCGCUCUCAAUGCCGCUGUCGAUGCAGCUUACGACGACGACAUCGCUGAAGAUGCCACGCCUAAGCCAGAUAGGAUUGGGCAGGAGUCGUUCAAUGCGACACUUCCGCCGUUGCAAUCAACAUCGCAGAGGCGACUAUCUCAACAAUUGAACUUGAAUCUGACAAGUGAAUAUGACGAGGGUACCUCGUCCGACGAAGAAGAGAGAAUCCUGGAAGAGAUGACGAAAGGGUACGUCUUUGAUGAUUUCUCAUUCGACAACAAAUCCAAAUCUGCUCUUCCUCGACAAUCAGACUCAAGCACGAUUUCUGGUCGAACUUGGGCGAGUUCAAUCCCCUCCACGACCGCAACGAAUGCUACAGCCUUGAGUACGCUCAAAGAAACCCAGGAACCUAUCUCUGAACUGUCACCAAGACCUACUCCUCCUGCAAAAGACACUCCUCCAUUGACGUCGCCUCCAAAGACAGCACUGCCUCCUGCUCCUGUGUUACCGUUCCCUAAGCCAAGUAGCAGACCCCUUAGUCUUGAGAAGCCUGGUGGGCUUGGUAUUCGGGAGAGGAGAUUUUCAGGUCGAACUGGUGAGCAGCUCAAGAUUGAGACUUUUGCACGACGCAGCUCUUCAACCCAGCCACCAAAACCAGUGAACGCAGCAUCAUCUGUCACAGAGGCUUCCUCUACCGCCCCAAGGGCUCCUCAUACAGCACCAUUAGAGCCUACAACCUCAUCGGUGGUAGGCGCACCUCUUCUGCCAAUAGCAACUGUGCCAUCAAUAGAGUCCUUCCAAAGUGAUUCUCCUGCUACACCUGCUCUGACUCAGGGUGGGUCUCAGGGAAGCAUUGAUGAUGCUAUGAUACCUCCCUCGCCCUCUAAGUUGGGUAAGAUGGUGUCAUCUCAAGGAGAUAUUAAGAAGAAUCAUUCGUCAACUAGUCUGAGAAUGAGGAACCUGUCAGUCGCCACCAGCGAAACAAACAACGAGUCCCCAAUCACACCGGGCAGCAGCAGUUUCAACAGUGAAAUGAAGAAGGUCCCACCUCCUCUGCCUUCUGCAGCCUUGCCAACUCCCUCAACUGCUGCAUUCGGCCCGCAUCUCCUCCAUUCGGGGGGGUUGUACCUGUUUGACGAUCAUACUGGCAUUCCUACCUCGCCCAAAACUCCCAGGACUCCUAGUGCUUCACUGGAUCCUCCUUACCCUCUCGAACCUUGCCCCGAGUCUUCCUUACUUCGACCCUUCUGGUUGAUGCGGUGUCUGUACCAGACUCUUGCCCAUCCAAGAGGCGGUUAUCUGACUACAAAACUGUUCAUCCCUCGAGAUAUCUGGCGAGUACGGAAUGUCAAACUAAAGGCUCUCGAAGACAAAGUCUUCCAGUGUGAUCUGCUGACCGCCGCGUUACUAAAACUGGCCAAGGUGGAUACAUUGGACGCUGAUGCAAUGCUUGAAGAGUUGCAAUCUUUCGAGACUGUCCUAGACCAAGUUCGGGUGACGUUGCUUAAGAAGAUUGGCAGCGACGUGGGCUUUGGUGGGUCUUCAAACAUGUUCAAACCAGGAAAAGAAGAACAAGAAGGCAAGAACAACAAUGCAGCUGCAAAAGGAUUUGCCUCGAGCUGGCGGAAGCUUCGGUCCAAGUCCAGCGCUCCUGCAAUUGGACCAAAUGGGUCAAAGGACCCUUCGGCUCCUGGCUUGACCAUGGCCUCGCUACCUAUGACAUCGUCCAACUCGGUGCAUUCAUCACGCUCACAUCACAACCGAAAGAUGGUUCCACCUCCAACUCCGACGGCGCUGUCCAAUAUCCAGCCCAUCCAUGCCAUGUACAUGUCGAGCUUGGCCCGUCUGUUUGAUGCUGCCCAAGUACUCGAUGGGAUCGCACGGCAAGUCGAAGAUCCAGGGCUGAAGUGCAGCAACAAGACGCAAGUCGGAUUGGAACUUGGAGUCAAAAAUGCAGCGGAGUUUUUCGCCUUUUACAUCAUCCGCUUCGUGAUGGCAGAUCUGAUGUUGAUGAUUGACAAGUUCAUCAAAAGGGGCACAGAGUGGGUGUUGACAUGAAUAACGUCCCGAUCCCGUCACAGCGUGCAAGUCAGCGCCGCUACUUAUUUUGCUUAUGCUAUGCAUUUUUGAGGUGUUUGUUGUGCUUUUUAUCUGAUGUCUUUUAUGAUACCAACUACCGGCUGUCGCUAUUUUCAAUUUAUGGGGGGAACAGGUGCAGGCUGGGUUCACAACAAUGGACGUAGCUGUGAGCACUGGGAAGUCUGGGCUGUCCAGGCAGGCGUAGUAGAGUAUAAAUUACAGUCAGUUAUGGUCUGGUGUAUAUACAACAGGAGCUACGACGUAGGAAAGCUACAAGAUAGUGUGAUAUGAGAUACCAAGGUAGCAGAGACGAUCUGAGACAUACAGUUGAUAAUCCGUCG
Exophiala xenobiotica is the source of this 5052-nucleotide messenger RNA. RefSeq lists its product as uncharacterized. Bases 1127 to 4690 code for a protein of 1187 amino acids. The transcript has a single exon. The record is from RefSeq and is a predicted model, not a curated record. NCBI's taxonomy places the organism in Eukaryota, Fungi, Ascomycota, Eurotiomycetes, Chaetothyriales, Herpotrichiellaceae.